ACUGUCAUAUGGUGCAGUUUUUAGUGCCUCCCGCACAUUUUCCGUGCACUUGAUCAUCAUGGGACCAGGUGUCGCUGACGUCUUUUCAUUUCAUCUCAUGUUUGCUUCCGUCUUGCCGUGAGAAAGAACACCGGUGGAUCGCAAACUUUUGCGCCAUGGAAUCUGCACGACUUCGUGGCAACCACACGUUGCUCGCCUUUGGUAGCUCGUAUAGUGUUUUGCAAUUUCUCUACAUGUCAAGACGACGUUGCAUACCGGAGUGAAAUGACGAGUAUUCAAUGACAAAUCACGCAGGCGUCCGGAACGCGGGAGGUGCAAGCCCUUUUCUCACCUGUCAAGUAUAAAACAAAUUUUCUUAUGGGAAUUAAGCACUCUACCCGUUGCAUGCUCCUCAGGAGAAAAAUGGCGGAUUCUGAGAGCAUUGAGCAACAGCCAGUCCGCAUCAUCGCAUCGCAGUCGGCUCAGCCAACCUCUUUGCCGCAGCCUGUGUCUUCAGUCCACCCCACCCCAAGACCGAUUCUCGCGCCGCAUACACCACAUGCUGCCAGCCUUCCCAGCUGCCCUGGACGGGGAAAGAUGGGAAAGCUGUGUAAUCCUGAAGAGAUGACUUCAAAAGACUACUACUUUGACUCUUAUGCCCACUUUGGUAUCCAUGAGGAGAUGCUGAAGGAUGAAGUGAGGACACUUACCUACCGUAAUUCCAUGUACCACAACAAGCACGUGUUCAAGGACAAAAUAGUUCUGGAUGUUGGAAGUGGCACUGGGAUCUUAUCCAUGUUUGCAGCCAAAGCCGGAGCAAAGCAUGUGUAUGGGGUUGAAUGUUCCAGUAUUUCAGAAUACUCAGAAAGGAUCAUCAAGUCCAACCACCUUGACAGCGUGAUCACCAUCAUCAAGGGAAAAGUGGAGGAGGUGGAGCUCCCGGUGGACAAGGUUGACAUUAUCAUAUCAGAGUGGAUGGGCUAUUGUCUCUUCUACGAAUCGAUGCUGAACACGGUCAUCUUUGCCAGGGACAAGUGGCUGAAACCAGGUGGAUUGAUGUUUCCUGAUCGUGCCUCUUUGUAUGUGUUGGCCAUCGAGGACAGGCAGUAUAAAGACUUCAAAAUACAUUGGUGGGAGAAUGUGUAUGGCUUCGACAUGACGUGUAUCCGCAAUGUGGCAAUGAAGGAGCCGCUGGUUGAUAUCGUGGACCCCAAACAGGUGGUGACCAACUCCUGCCUGGUCAAGGAGGUGGACAUCUACACGGUGAAGACUGAAGACCUCUCUUUCACAUCCGCGUUCUGCCUCCAGAUCCAAAGAAACGACUACGUUCAUGCACUGGUCACCUAUUUCAACAUCGAAUUCACCAAAUGUCACAAAAAGACGGGGUUCUCUACAGCCCCCGAUGCUGCUUACACCCACUGGAAACAGACAGUCUUCUACCUGGAGGACUACUUGACUGUGCGAAGAGGAGAGGAAAUCACUGGCAGCAUUGCACUCAAGCCUAAUGACAAAAAUAUUCGGGACUUGGACUUCACCUUUGAACUGGAUUUCAAAGGACAACUGUGCGAGGCAGCUAUAGUCCACGACUACAAGAUGCGGUAAAUUUUGCAGGAAUCCGGGAUUAGGACACCUGUGAGGAGUAGAGGAAGACAAAAUCCAUUCCUGGACCACAGACAUGACGAAGAAGAUGCGACAGAGACUGAAGGAUGGGGCAGAGUACAGCGGUGACUGUGUUAACAACUCUGGAGGGAUGGUGUCAGAAAGGAAGCCAUGGGCAGAGACUGUUAAAAAAACAUUGAAUGUAAAAUUGGAGAAAAAACUAAGUUAUUCUAACUUAUUCUGAGUUAGUUUCUUGCUGUACAUGUUGGUGAAAUGGAGUGCUGUAUCUGUGUCGUUUGUUUUUCACCCUAACCUGGAGCUCACUGGGUAGGGGGCUGUAUGUCAAUUUAAUGACUGCAUUUUGUUUGUGAUGUGUUUUUAUUUAGUUGAGUUUGACUUUGUACUGGCAAUCAGAAAGACAAUUUCGUUAGUAGUUGUAUCAAUUAAUAUUCAGUAAUAGUAAAAUAUUCUUCUGGAGACCACAGCCAAGGACAAACCUGCUGCAGAACUGUGCAGGUAGCAGGCCUACUCGGUGUGUGUUUGUGUGUGUGAGCAUUUUGUGAAAGGUAGGAGUCUAACAGUUUGUGUACUAAUACCUCACAUCAUCCACAAUGUCAAAGGUGAAAGUGUUGCAGAAGUCCAUAUGUUCCCUAUUUUGUCAUUUUGAACAGGCAGUGUUUGAUAGCUUGACCUGCUACUUCAGUAACUACUAGUGUGUAUUCUAUCGUGAUUGAGCACAAGAGCUGUAUGAAAAAUUCUGCUGAAAAAGAGCAGUAUGAUGUGGAGCAUUUCUACACCACUGCAAAUUACAACAACAAUAAUAAACAUAUCACAAUAUCAGGCCUUAAUACUGCUCUUGUACUGGAACUC
This is a messenger RNA of Syngnathoides biaculeatus (alligator pipefish), 2448 nucleotides long. RefSeq names its product protein arginine N-methyltransferase 8-B (gene prmt8a). Gene Ontology annotation, cellular component: plasma membrane. The coding region runs from base 358 to 1581 and encodes 407 amino acids. The record is from RefSeq and is a predicted model, not a curated record. Gene Ontology annotation, biological process: peptidyl-arginine methylation. Gene Ontology annotation, molecular function: protein-arginine N-methyltransferase activity. The transcript has 10 exons. Lineage: Eukaryota; Metazoa; Chordata; Actinopteri; Syngnathiformes; Syngnathidae.